UGCAAAGUCACUUUGUCUUGUGAUGUUUGCAGAACAUUUCCGUCUUUAAAUCACGAUUAAGUUACUUUAUUACUCGCAAAGAUAAAAUAGUUUUGUUAAUAACAAGCUUAAGGAAUCCAAGCAUCAUUUGGAUCAAGGUAAAGCCAAUGAGAAUUCAGCUAUCCACCAAGAAUCGCAUGCCAGAACAAUGAGAAAGGUCACAUUCCAUCUAGUAGUGCACAAAAACUUCAAAUUUGAUGAGAUGAUGGAUGACAUUGUCAUCAGAUUCAAACAUUCUCAUCUUGGUGGAUUUACCGAUGCUACAAACAGACAUUGCAUGAAAGUCAUUCAGAAAUACAGCAAGGGCUAUGUCCUCAUGGAACUGACUGUUGAAGUUCCUGAUGAUAUUUAUGACACCGAAUACAAAUAUGUUUAUGUGCAUAAAUUCGACAAGAAAGAGCCAAAGUAUACAUGGGAAUGGAUGCCAAUGGCUGAUAAAUACCAUCAAGAAGGAACCAAUAGAUGUUUUCUUAUUGAUCACAAGGAUGCGAAAGCUGCAUUUGAGUUGUACGAUGGCUUGAUGUACCCACCACCAGACAAUUCCGCAUGGACUCAAGUGACAAAAUUUGGGAAAAGAUUACUUGGAUAUGAAAAGAUGGAGUUGGUUAAUGAAGUAAAAGAAGCUGCGCUUGCCAUGUUACCACAUUGGCACAUGUUCUUCUUUGAAAAGAAAACUGGUCAAAAGAUGGAUCAUGCAACAGCAGAAGAGGCCGUUUGUAAUACAGAGAAGGUGUUCACGUACAUGGAACGAUCACUCCGUGAUGUCGGCGAAAGAUAUUUCAAAGAAGUUUGGAUUAAGGUGCUUUGGGACUAUCUCUCAUCCUGGCAGUCAGCCAUGAAAUCCCAAAUCCAAGAGAACAAGUCCAGCCCAGAGGCCUUGGAAACCCGACUUGUAUCAGCACUAUGUGUUCUACGACUUGCCCACAAGUUUGAUACCAUCCUUGUCUCUAACGAGCAACUUGACCUGCUGUGUGAUUGCCUUCUGUUGAGACCGGACAAAGAUGGCAAGAUUCUGGAUUUGAUGCCAGUGCUAAAUAAGCACUUCGAAAACCCAAAAUUUUUGGUGACACAACUUCUCUUCCUGUGCGAGCGAAUGACAAUGGAUACCUAUAGAAUGGAUGAAGAGACCCAGCACAAGUGGCUAUUUGUUGUUCCUCUUUUGCACUUUCUACAUGGACUCACAACCCCCUAUGAGCAGGCCUGGGACCAAGGUGUAGAUCAUGAGAAGCAACUUUGGUGGGGCAUAAGUGUGUUCGUUCGUCAACAAGCAAAAUUCAAGAAGAAUGUGAAUCUGCAAGGCAAACUGAAACUAAAGUUUCUGUUGAGGCAUCUGGCACCCCUCUUCCAUUCGGAUGCACUGCUUCCAAGAACUGUAAUGUCAGUCAUUAGUUGGCGUCACGUCAAGAAUGCCUAUUCCGAGGAUGCUUUCCCACUGGAUUGUAUGAUCGCUAACUGCUACUUCUUUGUAAAAGCAGGGCCAGAUUACAGUUAUGUGUCAGAUGAAAGCAUUGAAACCCUGCAGCAUUGCGUCACAUUAAUUCUUUCGAAAGCUGAACAAACCCUCAGCACUGAUGGUGUUGAAAAGAGCAAGCAAGACUCCUUGAUGAAAGAGGUGAUAAUUGUCGAGACACUGGCUUGGAAUUUUCUCAAACUCGUCCUGAAUGCUACAAGGCCCAACUCUCUUUGGAAGAGGGGCUCGAUUGUGGUCCCUGUUGCUCUGAAUCUGAUGGUUACCAUUCUCAACGCUCAUUUCCGUAUGAUUGAGUGGAUUCCUAAGGAAGAGCAGAAUACUGUCCAUGCCCAACAUAAGGUUGUUACUGACUACAUGAAUGAGAUGAAGAAUGGUAUCAUUCCUUGGCUUAAGUCAGUGCUGACUUGGCCCCUUGCGGCUACUUAUGGUGUAUUCCACGUAGCAAAAGAACCUCAGCUUUGGAGCCAGUUGCUCACAGUUGAAUUUUGCACUGAACAUGCCAAGACUCUUUGGAGGAAGACCUUGUUGAAUGCUCUGGAAAGGAGGAUUGCUGAGCUGCCUCUCGCCACACAAGUAGAGGUGUACUGUGGAAAGACGGACUUCAGUUCUUAUGAUCCAGGUAUCGAUGAAACAUUCAGCAAGAUGGCCUUUGAAGCUGUGAAAGAAGAGGUGAACAUCCUGAACAUUACCAGCUACAACAAGGACAAGUAUAAAAGGCUUGUGUGCCAAACCUUUGAGGAGGCUUGGAAAAAAGCAAUCGGAACUGACCAGAACAUCAAAAAGAUCAUGACUCACCUGCUGUCAUGGCCAUCAUUCUCGAGGUGUUUAGAGAUAUUCAGUACAGACAAAAGAAAAAUACUCUUUGAUGAUAUCUGUGUCGAGCACAUCGCCACAGCCCUAUCAGUUCUCUCGUAUGAGAAGAAUCUGCUCCUGAAUAACAGCCUCUCAGUGGCUGACUUUGAACUUCUCACCAAGCACCAGGAAUCGUUCAUCACGCUCUGCUGUAUCGAGGCUGCUCGUGAAGAUGACACCAAUGAUCCUGAGGGAAAGAAGGCGAAACAGGAGCCUUUGCGGACUCACUUGACACAGUUCUUCCAGCUGAGACAACAGGAACUGGAGUACUUCAGGUGGAUGUCCGAUAAGUACCUCAUUCUGCUGGGACACUGUAAAGACCUUCCAUGCAAUGUCCACACGGAGUCGCUCUCUCGUCUGCUCCAAGGAGAUCUUGGUAAGAGAAUCUUGGGCGAGAUAGUUGAUCCAGCCAAGGCACCAUACAAGGAUGGACGCUUACCAAGGAUCACACUCUUUGGGAUCUCGGACACAGUCCUUCGCAUCCUGGACAAGGUCAGGGCUCUCUCAACGAGCAUCAUUUUGAAUCGGCUGUGGGCGUAUUUUGGACAAGUUGAAAAGGACGAGAUGGGAGCUGAUGCUAUUGAGCUGCGGCUAGACGAAGCUGUUGAAAAAGUUUGGGAGCCAUCAUGGAACAGAUGGUCUCAGCUGGUCCAAAAGUUGAAUGUUGGAAAUGUCACCUUGAAUCAGAUUGAUGAGCACUUUGGUUGCUUUAAGAAGAAGAUGUCAGACAUAAAAGUCGAGUUGGAAUGCAUGCGUGAGUAUGUGGAGAGUACCCUCAAUUUUGAUGAGAUUUUGAAGCAGCUUGACCUCUACUACAAGUUGGAUGGUUACACCAGGGGUGCUGUGACCAUUCUCAAGGUCAAGAAAGAGAUGGAGCUGACAGGAGACUUCAGUCAGGUCGAGACACUGGCUUAUGUGACUGAGCACAAGCAUAAACCACUCAGGAGCAUGAACAGGAACCUGCUGACGACAGGAAAGAUCUUGGAAAACAUCACAGUCGAGCAGGUGGAGUGUCUGAAGGCUGUGGCCAAGUGCAAGGAACUUGUGAAAUGGUUGAAAGGCAUUGGUGGUACAAAGGAGCUAAAAGUAUUUGUUGAUUUGGCGAGUACGACCGCUGGUGAGGGAGAUAUGGACCUGGAUCGCGUCUCCAUGCUCCAUGCUGUGGUGACCGGCUAUGCCCCACUCAUCUGCGACCUGAAGAAAGAUGCUUCUGCCGAGGUUUUCUUGGGCCACUGUAAGAUGGUUUGGCGCGCUUUGGAGUCGGAUAAUAAGCUUACAAGCAAAUUGCUGGACACCAAGAGGCACAUGGCCAGGCUGAAGUUCAUCAAGGACUCCCAUGGGUCAGUUGAAGUCUCUUCGCUCAGCGAGGUGGACGCCAUCAACGGGCGAGGUGUCUACAAAGUUGGCAAUCUCAAGAAAGGACACAAGGACAUCCGAGAUGUCAUUCAGUUGACGGUGCCUACAUUGAAAGACGAUCCGAAGAGAAUGUACAACAUUGAUCAGCUGAAUGAACUCCAGAGCAAACUGAUGUUGAUGUCGUCUGGGAAGAGAGGUAACAAAGAUGAGGGUGUGCAGCACAGCCAGAUUGACAGAUUCACAGAGAUCUUUGAAGGUGUGACCAGGCUUGCCAAAGCCUACAUCAGAAUAUGUUCUGCUGGAAAUAUCCUCUUCCAAGAUUGGGUGUCGACACUGAUUUGCAAGUUGACAACGAAAAACAAUAUCCGGGUCGACUUCCAUCUGAAGAAGGGAAUAUUGAUGGAGAAGAACCAAGGUCAACUGACACAACAGAUCCACAAUCUGGCCGACUUCAUGGAGUCUUGUUUACAAGAUUGGCAGGAAUAUCUCGUCAGGCAGCGUGGGAAGUAUCCGCAGCUGAAUCAUUUCACAACGGCACAAAUUGUCCUACUUCGCAGUGAGUUUGCCACGGUCACUAGUGCAGACGUCAAAAGCUUGACGUAUAAUAUGCUUCAUAGCGUCAAAACCAAUGCCAGGAGAGAGGAUUUGAUUGGGGCAGUGCGAGCUGCUCACAAUUAUCUUGAGGCAAAGGCAUCGCCGCAAAAGGAAGAGGAGGACACAGAAAUGCCUGAGGAACCAUCAGAGAACUUGCUUGAUUUGAAGGAGCGGCUAAUCGGAGCGGGCUUCAGUGAGAAGUUGGCGUGUCUGGCUAUCCGGGAGAAUGUAAGGGUCGGCUACGAUGAGGAUAAGUGUAUGGUCUGGUGUUUUGAGAAUCGGGACAGAAUCGACAAUGCCAAUAGUGAUGAUGAUGAUGAUGAGGAUGGGGAUGUGACGAUGGGCAAUGAUGGAGAGGCUGAAAUGAUGAGAGAUCUUGAUCGACUGCAGCCAACCACGUCGAUGAAUACUGUGACAUCAGAACUGUUGGGUCAGCUGGAUAGGCAUGAGAAGGCCCUGUGUGAUCAGCUCAAGGAACUCUGGGUCAAGUUUCUCAGUUCGGUCUCGAUGAGCGUGAAGGACUACCGCAGCGUCGAGCAUCUCGGAUUGAUUCUGGACCGGCUCUCAGACAGAGAGGGCAGAAUAUUACUUAGGACCUUCCCACCAUUUCUGAGAUCAGGGCGACCCAACUUGAUUGUCUGCCCAGAAGCUGAUAUAUACAACAUGGUACUCAGCCUUUACAUGGAUGACCCCAAGCUUCCUCUACCAGAUGAUGAGGAGAUCCUUCUCUGUACAAACUCAACUACCACAGAGGAAGUUGACUUGCUCUGGCAACGAGCGACUUGCGAUCAGAUGAACCAGGGCAAGAUCUACUGCCUGGUGAACGCCGACAGACUUGACUAUGAUGUCAGCGAUAGCGUCGAGAAGUCAUUGGAGAAGCACAUCAAAGGAAAGAAAGACUAUCGCCUGGUCAUCGUCUGCUCGUCAGAGCGAGAGGACAAAUCCCGCAUGGUUACGGCACUUGACCGUGACAGAUGCAACCUGCUGAUCCGUCCCACAGCCGAGAUCAGUGAAUACCUGAAACAGCAGUUCAAGAGAGAUUAUCCCGGGGACCAGUCAGCACCAAAGUUAGAUUACGAUAACUGCUCUGUUCGCCUUGUGAAAUCAUUCACUGCGGGGGUAGGCAAGACCCUGAUUGCCACUAGAAUGAGUGCAGACUUGAAGAAGGAGCAUGGUGCGACUGUCAGCAUCCCUCUUCACGAGAGAUACGUUACAGAAUCUGACCUCGUUGAAAAGCUGAUCGUUCGAACAGAAGCUGGGGGUCGGAAUGUUGCCAGGUUGUUUCACAUAGACAUCGGACACGACGUUGUGGAUGGCGUGGACCAUGUCCUGUUCAAUCUCCUUGUCCUUCGCUGCAUCAAAGAUGCUUCUGGGCAAUGUUGGAGGCGGUCGCCUGCUGACCUCUACCUGAUUGAGAAUCUGCCCUUGCUCAAGCGAGAGGUCCAGAGAACAAAUCAAACAGAAAAAGUUCAGUUCGUUCAUCGCAUGCUGAAUAUUCUUCCAAGUGUAACCUGCCGACCGCCAAAGGAAACGUUGAAGAUAUUGAGGAAUGAAUAUCGACCAGAAGAUUUCAAUCGUGAUGACCCGCUGCUUCACAACGACAUCUCUACCAGCCAGGAAUUCCAGGGACCGUACAGAUACCUGACGGAGUUGACAGGACGACAGGACACUCCUCCGUUCUUUUGGCUGGACUUGCUCCUGAGAUACUGUGGGGUUGAAAAUCCGUCAUGGGCCGAACUGCGUCACUUCAUCUCGUUCCUAAACAUCCAACUCCACGACUGCGAACAUUCCGACUUCUGCUCAGACAUACUGAAAGACGUUUUCCCAGGAUUCACAGCGUUCGUUGUCAACUUCAUGAUUCAGAUGUCGAAGGAUUUUGCCACUCGGUCGUUGAAGAUGUCGGAAGAAACGCCCCAGUUACAGCAGGACAUGAAGGAUGAGGCUAUGGAGGAAGAGGAGGAGGAUGAACUGCCCAUUGCUCUUCGCAGGACGUGGGAAACAAGCCCCCAUCCAUAUAUUUUCUUCAAUCCUGACCAUCACUCCAUUACAUUCCUUGGCUUCAACAUUGACAAGGAGACGGGUAACUUGAUCGACCACCAGACGAAAGCCGUUCUGAAGGAGAAAAUCAUGUCAAAACAACUGUUCGAGGCACUCAACAGACAGGGUGUGAACCUUUUGGAGAACUUUGAUAACCUAACAAGGGCUGAAAAGAUCACCAAGCUGUGCACAGUGAUGGGAACUGAGAUGGUCCACGACCCAGAUGAAACGUACGAACUGACGACGGACAAUGUCAAAAAGAUGCUGGCAAUCUUCAUGAGGUUCCGCUGCAGCAUCCCAGUGGUCAUGAUGGGCGAGACGGGAUGUGGUAAAACGAGGCUCAUCAAGUUCAUGUGCGACCUUCAGACCCAGCCGGGGGAAGAAGUCAAGAAUAUGGUGCUCAUGAAGGUUCAUGGUGGUACAUCACAUGCAGAAAUCAUUGCAAAGGUUAAAGAAGCGCAGAUGCUCUCGGCCAAUAAUCGAGCAAUGUUCCCCAGAAUGGACACCAUCUUGUUCUUUGAUGAGGCGAACACGACUGAGGCGAUCGGUCUGAUCAAAGAGAUCAUGUGCGACCAGAGCAUGAAUGGUGAGCGCAUCAACACCAACGCAGGUCUUAAAUUCGUCGCUGCCUGCAAUCCUUACAGAAAGCAUUCACAAGAGAUGAUUCACAACCUUGAACAAGCAGGUCUCGGUUACAACGUCAAAGCCGACAAGACGGCUGACAAACUCGGCCGCGUUCCCAUGAGGCAGCUGGUGUACCGGGUGCAACCUCUGCCGCAGAGCAUGCUGCCUCUGGUCUGGGACUUUGGACAGCUCAGUGAUGAGGUGGAGAAGAUGUACAUUAGACAGAUUGUACAGAGAUACAUCGAGCAUGGCAAGCUACUAAAUUACCCCGGACUGAAUGCGAUCAUCACAGACAUUUUGGCUGCCUCACAGGACUUCAUGAGACAACAGAAGAAUGAGUGUAGCUUUGUGAGUCUGCGAGAUGUCGAGCGGUCGAUGGAUGUGAUGUCAUGGUUCUGCAGCCAGCGCAGACGCCUCUACAAGCUGAUGGAUGAAGAUGAGGCGGGGAAUACGGAAGACAAAGAUGAAGAAGAAGAAGAGACGGAAGAAGAUGAAGAACAUUGUGAUGACGUGACGCGGUCGUUGAUCCUUGCUCUUGGCGUCUGCUACCACGCGUGCUUACAGGAAAAGACUAGGGUCGAGUACAGAGAUCACAUUGCUAAGUUUUUCAAGCAGCCGUGUGUGUUACCUAAUGGAUCGGAAACACUGCGGAAUGAAAUCACAAGAUGUCAAGAUGUGUUCCUGGAGCAAGUGAAAAUCUCGGAGCCAAACAUCGCCCCCAACCAGGCACUGAAAGAGAACCUCUUCAUGAUGGUCGUCUGUAUCGAGCUACGCAUACCGCUCUUCUUGGUCGGCAAGCCUGGCUCAUCCAAAUCGCUGGCAAAACUCAUUGUGACUGAUGCAAUGCAGGGAGAGACUGCGAGGACACCUUUAUUCAAAGCAUUGAAACAGGUCCACAUGGUGUCGUUCCAAUGCUCUCCCCUGGCGACCCCUGACGGUAUCAAGGGUACGUUCAGGCAGUGUGCCCGGUUCCAAAAGGACAAGAACCUCGAUCAGUUUGUCUCAGUCGUGGUGUUGGACGAGGUUGGUCUUGCUGAAGACUCUCCAAGGAUGCCUCUGAAGACUCUGCACCCCCUGCUUGAGGAUGGGACAUGCGGCAGUGAUGAUGAGCCUCUGCCCCACAUGAAGGUCGCCUUCAUCGGCAUCUCCAACUGGGCCCUAGAUCCGGCCAAGAUGAACCGGGGCAUUCUGGUCCAGCGUGGCGUACCAGACGAAGAGGAACUCAGAAAGAGUGCUGAGGGUAUAUGCUCCACCGAUGUGAGGGUCCUCACCCACAUCAAGGCCAUCAUCCCCAACAUGGCUAAAGCCUAUCUCCAGCUUUACAACUCUGCGUUAGAAAUCAGGGAAUUCUUCGGACUUCGAGAUUUCUACAGUCUCGUCAAGAUGGUGUAUGCCUUCGCUAACCAUUCCUGCCGACCACCCACAUGGUACGAACUCGAGCAUGCUGUUUUGCGUAAUUUCGGUGGAUUGGAGAAGGCGAACCCCGUGCAAGUGUUCACCGAGCAUUGCAACAUGCUGGGACAUCAUGAGAAGCGUGGUCGUGGCGACCCAAGGUGCGACCCGACUGGAUUGAUUGAGGCAUGUCUCCUUGGAAACGAAGUGUACAGAGAGAGUCGCUACCUGCUCAUCCUGACUGAAAACUACGCAGCAUUAGGAAUCCUCCAGCAACAUCUUCUGGAGAUGCAGGACACCAUCAUCAUCUUCGGCAGCAGUUUCCGUAGCGAUCAAGAAUACACUCAGGUGUGUCGUAACAUCAACCGCAUCAAGAAAUGCAUGGACACAGGAAAGACCGUUGUGCUGCUGAAUCUGGAGUCGCUGUACGAGUCGCUCUAUGAUGCUCUCAACCAAUAUUACGUCUACAUGGGUGGGCAACGAUACGUGGAUCUGGGACUUGGAACCCAUCGCGUCAAGUGUCGGGUGGAUGAACGAUUCAGGCUCAUUGUUGUUGCAGAGAAGGAUGUUGUCUAUGAGAAGUUCCCUAUUCCCCUCAUCAACCGUCUCGAGAAACACUUCCUCGCCAUGACGACUGUUCUCGACGAAUCACAGAUCAGAGUUGCUAAAGAAGUCGAGAAGUGGGCGACAGACUUUGUUACAAGGUCACAGCCAGUGAUGUUUGGUUCAAGGGUUCAAAAGCAGCUGAAUCCCGGUGAUGUAUUCUGUGGCUUCCAUGCCGACACAGCCGCGUCAAUCGUCCUGCAGAUCACUAAAGCCCUGGGAACUCCUUCUAAUACCCCUGGAUGGGCAAGAAAAGUUUACACCAGGUGUAAGGACAUCCUCCUGGCGUGUGCCACCCCGGACUCCGUCUUGAGGCUCAAGAACACCAGCCUUAUAGCAGAAGAGACGGAACUGGUUGAGAAGUACUUUAAGGACAACAAGCACCGGAGCCUCCAGGAUCAUGUCAGGUAUCUCCUGAAGGAAUAUAAAGCGAAGGAGGAUGUUUUCUUGGAGGUGACAUCGCGAUCCCAUCUUCUGGCCAAGAAGGAUGCCAAAGCUUUGGGCGCAUUCUUGAAGAUCCCCCACUGCCGUCUGCUUGCCCUACAGGCCAUGGACACCAAGCAACAGUUCUCAAGGGAAUUAAGGGAGUUCUUCAAGCAAGAAAAUGACGAGCGUGUGAUGUUGCUUCAGUGCGAUUCUGGUGACCAGAACAGUAAUCUGAUCGCGUGUGCGCGUUAUCAGAUCAUGGAGGAGUACAAUGAGGUCAAGCCGACCAUGCAGGGACGCGCCCAUUUCGUCUUUAUCGUUCAAAUGCCGAGAGUCGUAGCUGGCUCGUUUGUCGGAUUCCAGGGUGGAAAGUGGCACUCGGUGCACUUGGAUGACCUCCGACCCCCAGCGGGGACCCAGCCGUCUGUCAUCAACAUGAAACAACAAUCGAUCAGCAGUCUGAUCCACGAUGCGGUGGAGAGACUCGCCAUGCCCAGACAAGAGAUGGGUGAACGACAGGAGACCGAGAUGGAAACUGAGUCCUCUCUGCCGCCUGGCACCAGCACCCCAAUGCCAAUGGAGGUGUCAGAAACCUCCCUUGACAUGGAGCAGAUCAAACUCCUGGGUCUUGAUAAACUGCCCCGCGAGCCGUCCGCAGAUGAGUUGAGACGGGUUUUGGAGAUGUCGAUUGGGAGAGCACAGGUGGUUGAAGGCUGUGCUGGCACGCCGGAGGAGGAUGGAGGCAUGUCAGUACCGUGUCCAGGCCCACAACCAAAUCGGGUCUUUGACAGGACCCAAGAAGUUCUCGAUGUUGACGGUUUAAUACACGCCUGUCUACAAGGGUCGGGUGCGAUGAUAAAAGAUCCAGACACCGUCGCGGCAGGCAGGCCGACAAGACGUCUGCAGAUCCUGUCAAAGGAACUGUCAAGACAACAUGGUGUCACAUUGAUGGGUGCUCUGAGGAUCCGUAUUGAUCAGCUGCUCACAGAGAAGGAGAAUGCUAUCAUGACCCAAAGCUUGGACCAAGAUUGGCUGAGUAAGGACGCCGCUGCCCCCGAGAAUAUCAACAGAGCGGGAACAUUCAGCCUAGCCAUACAUAUGAUAAUUGAAGGGAAAAUCAUGCCAACUCUGGCUGGUCUUAUAGCGUACCUCGACACCAACAGUAACCUGGAUAUCCUGCAGCGACAGAGGACCGCACGCGAUAAGUGGAUAUGCACCCUGUGGCUAAAGAUGCUCACAGAUGUUCAUGUGACGCCACUGUCAUACGAAAAGUUGCUCCUGUCGCCGAAGUCACGUGCAGAACUGACGGAGAUGAUCGCACAGCAGACGGCCGCCGGACGUCAGACAUUCCAACCACAGUUUCCGUUUUCGUGGGAGGUCUAUGCGCAGAUGGAAAUAAUCAUCCAGACUGCAAAGACGAUGAAAGAGGAAGGCCUUGAAAAGAUCUGUCAGAGGUUGUUCAGCGACAGUGCUAUCGGAAUGUUCUUCAGGGACUUCUUGAAUGAUAAACCAGAGACAGUGUAUGAUGAGAUGUUGGAUCUCUACAUAUCCGACUUCAUCCACAUGAGUGUGCGUUGUGGCCAGGAGGGGAUGCAGGAGAUCCUAACAAAAACGUUGAAGGCCGCCUUCCGCGAGACUCGCCGCGACAUUGACACAGAAGGUAACGACCUCUAUGGACAGCUGACGAUUCCAAAGCUUCAUCUGACAUUCAUGAAGUUCCAUGAGCGCUUCGAGCACUUUAUUCAGGCGUGCGUCGUCUGGAAGGAAUGUGUUGCUUGGCUGAAGAAGGAGCCGGGUCAUGAACUGAAUACAACCCGAACCGAGAUGACACUUGAUGUGAACAUUCUUGUAAAGAUGGUCGACUACAUCAGUUCGUUGGAUGAGAAACUCAACUCGCUCAAAGGCCGCCAAGAAUGGAGCGAAACCGUCAAGAAAUUCAAACCUGUGAUUGACAGAAUCCUGCAUUCUAAAUAUACAAUUGGUCCAAUCAGCCAGCAGUACAUGCAAAAGUACAGGCCUUUAUGGAUGCGUAUUUGCGUGAUUCAGCUGUUCAUAGACCACGUCUGUCCUCCCCACAUCAAGGAAGAGGAGGGGCGUGUCGAUUCCAUCAGGCCACUCUGGAUCUUCCUCAGAGAAGAGGUGAACUUCCGUACGCCAAAGUCACUGACGAAGGUAGCUACGUUCUUGAGAUCCUGCAAGUUCAACGCAGUCAAGAAAAUCUACAAGAUCAACUCAAAAUGUAUCGCAUGUGAAGAGCCAAUGAAGGACCCUAUGAUACUCCCCUGCAAACACGACAUCUGUCGAACAUGCUUACAGGACCAAAUCGAUGUUGACCAAAGGGAAUGCCUCAGAUGUAAGGCAGUUAUACCUGAAGACUUCGUAGCUCCUGAGAGAGGGGCAAAUAGGAAGGCUGACGAAUCCUACAACCGAUAUAUCUGCGCCUGCAACGAGUUCUUCAUGGACCUUGUCUCCCAGCUGUGUUUUGCCGAAGACCAACCGCCAACCCAGGAAGUCAUCAAAAUCCUCAUGUCAUACGUCAUCCACGAGCCCAAACGUGUCGGGAUGCGUUCACAUACAAAGGAGUUGACUGUUUACGGCGAGUGCAUUGACCCAACCCCCGUGCUUCGAUCGCUCCUGUUACAGCUCUUACUCCGAUACAGCUCGAAUGACGUCUGCGAUCACCUCCAGUACUUCUUUAAGCGUUCUCAGGGUCUCCUGAAAGAUCCGGGACAUAUCGUCGAGUUGUCUCUCCUCUGUGCUCGCUGCUUCGAGGAUUCUUAUCACAGCCACUGUGGCUUGCAGCCUGGGAAUGCCUUGAAGACCAGGGUCGAGUUUGCCACAAGAUGCAUGGAAGCGGCUGAAAAAGACAUUGGCACCAAUGCCCUCGACAUUAGAAAGGUCGAAGCAAUCGCCAAGACCAGAUUCGGAAUGAGCGUGGCUGCCAAAAUGAUGAACAGGAUUCAUAUAUUGAAAGAGGAGAAUCAUGACGUGCACGCUGCCAGACGACUGUGGGAUGUGGCCAAGCGACUCUCGGAAUCAAGCAAUUCAAAGUGGCCGAGGUUGUUUCUCGUGAAGCAGCUCUGCAGAAAUUAUGGGAUGGAGAGCUUGGACACCGUCUCGCAGCUCCGCCAUCUGGCCUGGGUGAUGCCCGAUGAAGCUCGGGGCAGAGAUGAUAACGGGGUUGAUAGGUUCAUCCUGUUUGGUGCACAGUACAAGACCAUACGUGACGAGGUGGCUGCUGUCAUUUUAGGGGGCUCAGUUGAGGAUUUUAGGGGGAAAUGUCAAGGAUUGAAUGGCAACAAGCAGGUUAAGGAGGUCUCCUGUCUGUUGGCCCUGCAUCGUGAGGUCUACACGCGCAACUUGUUUGAACCGAAUGUUGCCCAAAGAAUUACAGAUCAGACCAUCGACAACAUGCAGAAUGUGUGUAUGAACCAGGCAUUCAUAAACAACAAGCAAGCAGUGGUUGAUACCCUCGAAAAGGUCAAAUCAAACAAAAUAGGCCCUGAACCAGUGGAAGCCGACAAAAUGACAAAGGAUGUGUGGGAUCUCUUGGUGCAGACGACUCUGGUCAUGCAGUCCUUGAAGGAGACACCCCUCCUCAAGCCCUUCAAGGUCAUGGCCUCCCAGGCCGGGAGGAUGAAAGAUGCGUUUCUGCCGGUGAUGCCUCAUGAUCAUCUGGAGGAAACUCGUGCGGCUCUGCUUGCGGCCACGAGAGGUGGUGGCGAUGAAAAUCCUGUCUUCUACUCCUGUAGUCGAGGUCACCCGUACGUCAUUGGAAAUUGUGGUCGUCCGUAUUAUACCGGUCGAUGCUGGUGUGGGUCAGAUAUUGGAGGUCAAGGACACCAUCUGUCAGCCGGCAAUGUCAAACUGGAUCAUAGGGACAACACCCAGAAGGGUUAUGUCCUUAACGUCGCUGAUAUGAAGAACCUCACCCCCAUCCCGGAGAGAAGCAUGUCUCCAGCUGCCACGACUAUCGUCCGUCUGCUGCUGCAUCUCUCCAUGCACAUUGGGAUCGAGAGUGACCUGCCGGGUGUUACUGCACUCAUCCAGCCACCAAUCCCAGCUGACCAGGUGCGAAGAUUCCUCCUUGAUCACAUCCGCCACGACAUCCAAGUCCUGGGCCGAGCCAUCAACAAGUCCCCCGACGACUGUCUGACGCUCGUGACCAUCCUGAUUGAAACAUUCAUGGAGAAUAAGAACAGUGAUGCGCACGUCAAUGCUGAUCUUACCACUAAAGAGGCACGUGCUGCCUGGGAGAAAGCUUUCACCGAGGCCUAUGUCAACCCACUUCUAAAUGAUUUAGAUGCCAUCCUGAACAGAGCAAACGCCGCGCUGGUGAAUGACGAUCGUUUGAGUAACAACCCGCUGAUCAAGAUCGUACACGAGGUAAUCAGCCUCGGGGACCAGGUUGAUAUCAGCCAGAUCCAUGACUGUCAUCUGAUGUGGCAGUUCCGCAGCCGUGUCACGGUGGAGCACCUGACACAACUGAUGAAUGAGCAUGCGGGCGAUAAAUGCCCUGCUGAGACCCUGAAGCUGUUCAUUCGUGAGGAACCCCACCUGCGUCUGUUGUCACGGUUACCUGACAUCAUCCGGCUCCAGCAGCUGUUAAUCCAGCAUUACCAGCGUCGUAUCACCCAGGCUGAGGCCAGGACCACAUCGAUCAAGGAACUGCUCCACUCACUCACUCUACAACAGCGAGGGGAAUGGCAACGUCUCGUGGACGUCUUCACCGAUGUUUGGAAGAAUGUCAAAGAUAAGCUUGUCGAUUACAGCGCAAGUGGCUACACCCUCCCUGAAGAGAUGUGUAAAAUGACGGUCAUCCCCAACACCCCCAUCGCCAUGCUGAUUCCAAGCUCCAGGGGCCUGGGUCUGUGCUCCAUGAUGCUGGUCGAGUACCUCACCAGGAGACAGAACGACUUCAUCAUGGCGUAUUGUCGACACAGAAACAAAGACUCCAGAGAGCUCCCCAAGUUUGGUGUGACAGAAGCUACAGCCGCUCACCUGAUCUACUACGACCCUGAGAAGGACCUCCUCCCCAUGGUCCUCGCUCACUGUAACUACUCCCUCGAGGUCGGCAAGGGCACUGUCAUCAGUUACGACUUCGUUCGCCUGGAGCGCGAGCUGGAGGAGAGACUGCUACGUGGCAAGCCCAAGCUUGUGUUCGAUGUGGCACCCAUGGUGUUCCAGACCGAGUAUCGAAAUGCGAUGGUCAUAUUUGGUGCGUUGAGAGACAACAUAAGCCAGGAGCCAAUGAGUCAUGCAGUCAAGGCGGAGAUUCUGCUAGAGAACCGUGUCUACCAAGAUCUCUGUGAAACGAUCGCCAGCCUGGACAUCACGAUCGCCUGGCUACGCGACAUUAGGCGCGAACCUGAAACUAAGCUUGUCACCUUCAUGCACAAUACGCUUGAAAUGGACAAGGAGAUUCUCUCACCGCAGAUCCAGCAGCAUUGUUCACUGAUGCAUGUCCAGUCCUUGUGGCUCUUACUCACCAUGGAGCGAUCCAAACAGCUCAAGUACUUCAACCAGGAUGCAUUUGAAGACGUCUCCGAGGAGUAUCAUGAACCAUUAGAAGGCGAGGCCCCCUUCGACAUCGAACAAGCCUUGCAGCACCUGAACAUUGACAGGUUUGUGUCGGAACUCUACGAGUGCAUUCUACUUAACAUCAACCUCCAACGAACACCCAAUGAUGAAGAUUUCCAGGACAAUACCGAGUACAUCCUUGCCGAUGUGAUGACCGAAUACAUCAGCUCGAAAGACCGCACAGAGAUUCUGGCACUGACGAACGGCGUCUUCCCCAAAGAGGUCAAGGUCAAACAUGCUGUGGCCGUCUGGACGGAGGCCAUCAAGGUGCAGCUCAAGGAAGAAAAAAAGAGACGACAUUAGAUUCGUUCCUUCAUUGCAUUCUAAAUCCAUUGACUUAAUUCGAGUGUUGCACUCAGAAUCACACAGGAACAAAAAGAGAUAUUGGAUCAUUAUGGAAAGUAUCCAAUUGAUGUGAUUGAUAGAUAUCAAUCCUGUGAAAGUUGAGAAAAUGCUUAGCUGAUGGAACGGGUGAGGUCAAAGUCAAGUGAUAGUUCAGUGUUAGAUGUUGAAUUUUUUAUUUUGGAGGUGAAACUUGGCAAUUUCAAUUGUUCAAACUGUCAAUGAAUACAGUGCCUUUGACACUAACAAUACAGUACUUGACUUUGACCCCUCUCAGAUUGUUGGAGAGAGGUCUACUUCACGAACUUCUCAGCUUAGUCUCUUGAGUGCCAAAGUGUUAUAGUAUCCAAAAUUAUAAACUGUUGGAAAAAAAUGCCAUAUUGCCAUGCUUUUUGUUUUCAUGUACUUAUAGACUGUGAGAAAAUGAUUGCUUACAUGUUAGAACAAACUACUCAGUCCUGACCUGUUCAGCCACUAAUUGGGCCUUGAUUGAGCAGUUUGUACUGCCAGAUUUUUGGCACGUUCUCAAAUAUAAUAUUCCAGACAGCAUCAUUAGAAUUUCUCAUGUAUAAGAAGUCGUUCUGUGUCAAAUGAAUUUGAUUGUGAUUGGUGGAGGACUUUUUUUGUGUUCCCUCAUUAUGCUGAACUUAACUCUGUUUGUGUGAUCGUGUAUUUUUGAUUGAGUCUGACACUAUGUUGUACUCUAUUCUUCUAGGUCACAGUUGGCUGAUGUUAUUGUUUUGCUUGCACUUACAAGCUUGUAUUUCAGUCAAUGUACUCAAUGUGCUGUGAACUUUUUGAAUUAUUUUCUCUUAUAUGAUCAUUAUCAUCUGAUAUAAUAUGUGUUCAUCUUAGCAGCUGUAUAAUCACACAUGUAUACAAUAGGAAGAUGUCAAUGUGCUCAAUGCAAGUGCUGUGAAGUUGCUGCUUUGAAUUAUUUUCUCUUAUAUGAUCAUUAUCAUCUGAUAUAAUAUGUGUUCAUCUUAACAGCUGUAUAAUCACACAGGUAUACAAUAGGAAGAUGAUAAUGUGAUCUCCUGAAUAUAGGACUGACUAGAAUGAUCAUGCAACUUAUCUCCGACUUCACACGGAUUUGCAUUUUCGUCAUUUGGUCCUGGUGCUCAUAGAUAUUGACACGGCCUAAUGUGAUUCAAAUUGAGAGGUGCUACUUUAGGCCGGGACUGUUUGGUUGUUUUCCGCCAUUUAAAAAAAUUGCGGGGCAGCAAUGUUUUCACAAAUUAUUCGGGUUUUUCAGUGGAGGGAUAUUGGCCAGGAUUUGGGAUAAACCCAGUGGCUGUGUUUGUGCAAUUUUGGUUAUUUUUGCAUUUGAUGGUCAAGUUGCAAAAAAUGUUGAUUGGUGUACCUCCAGAAGAUACUGAUAAGAAUUGAAACAGAUGUAAAUAGAACAUAAAUAUAAUUCAUUUUGAGGGUCAAAAAAGCCAUAUUGCUGAGAAGAAGAAAAAUGUUGAUUGGUGUACCUCCAGAAGAUACUCAUAAGAAUUGAAACAGAUGUAAAUAGAACAUAAAUAUAAUUCAUUUUGAGGGUCAAAAAAGCCAUAUUGCUGAGAAGAAGAAAAAUGUUGAUUGGUGUACCUCCAGAAGAUACUCAUAAGAAUUGAAACAGAUGUAAAUAGAACAUAAAUAUAAUUCAUUUUGAGGGUCAAAAAAGCCAUAUUGCUGAGAAGAAGAAAAAU
Lineus longissimus is the source of this 17010-nucleotide messenger RNA. RefSeq names its product E3 ubiquitin-protein ligase rnf213-alpha-like. The coding region runs from base 188 to 15277 and encodes 5029 amino acids. NCBI's taxonomy places the organism in Eukaryota, Metazoa, Nemertea, Pilidiophora, Heteronemertea, Lineidae. Gene Ontology annotation, molecular function: ubiquitin-protein transferase activity; ATP hydrolysis activity; metal ion binding. The transcript is spliced from 78 exons. The record is from RefSeq and is a predicted model, not a curated record.